UCCUUGUGGUUACUGACCACUUUAGUCGCUAUGCUCAGGCAUAUCCUACUCGUGACCAACGGGCAUCUACUGUGGCCAAGGUGAUGUGGAAACACUUCAUCUGCAACUAUGGCAUCCCUGAAAGGAUACAUACAGACCAGGGGAGGAAUUUUGAAAGUAAUCUCCUUGUCCAGCUUUGGAAACUGUUGGGGAUCUCAAAAAGCAGAACCACGCCCUAUCACCCCCAGGGGAACGGGACUACUGAGUGGUUCAACCGGACACUCAUGAAUAUGCUGGGAACCCUGUGUCCAGAGCAAAAAGCAAAUUGGAAGGACUAUGUUGAGUCCAUGACUCAUGCCUACAACUGCACUCGUCAUGAGUCCACUGGGUUUUCCCCAUUCUUCUUAAUGUUUGGCCGGCACCCAAAGCUGAAGAUAGAUCUAGCUUUGGGUCUCCCCCACCGAGGAAAUGAGGGGUUAGAGGUGGAGGAGUACGUCUCCCACCUCAGAAAAUGCCUGGAGACAGCAUACCAUCAGGCUGCACAGGCAUCUGAAGCUGCCAAACAUCACCAGAAAAAGUAUUAUGACCGCCAGACACGAGAAGCCCCAUUAAUUCCUGGAGACAGGGUGCUAGUAGCCAAGGUAAAGAAAGGGAGACAGAAACUGGGAGACAGAUGGGAAUCAACUCCCUAUAUUGUAAUUAGAAGACAAGGGGAUUUGCCUGUCUAUGUAGUGCAGCCAGAAACAGGAGGGGGGGAACUGCUGAUACAUCGUAACCGAAUUACACCAUGCAUGUUUCUACCUAUUGAUGGAGUCAGUCAACCAGUUGGCAGGGAAGUAGACAUGCAGGAAGCCAUGCCAGAAAAUGAGGGAAGCCUCCCGUUGGAGGCAGGGGCAGGAAUAGAACUUACUAGAGGCCCUAUAGAUAGUCCAGGGGGCUAUAGAGGAAAGAGAACCUGUAGGGGGUUGACAUACACAGGGGAUACCCGGGACAUGGGGGAGCCAGGAUUACGCUGCAAUGAGACCCCAGAGCAAGACAAUUUUGACUCAGACUCUCAGUUCUCUGACCUGGAGGAGCCUGACCAGACCAUGGGGGUAACAGAAGAGGCCGACCAAACUGAGGAGAGUCUGAAUGAACUGAAUUGGAUCGGAGAAGGGCAGACUGACUGGGACCAGACCGAAGAGAUGCCUAGAGAGAACCCACCAGCUCCACGGUGCUCAACAAGACAGCGCAGCGCACCUGUCCAGCUGGAUUUGGAACAGAGGGCUGCCUGAUGAAAGAAGAGUAGAGACUGGGGGGUUAGCCAGAGCUGCUGUGGGAUGUGCAGCAGGACGCUGAGAGGUUUUUGAUUAAGGAAAGGGACGAGGUCGCCCUUUCAUUAAGUGGGGGAAGGGUGUAGCCCAAGGUCCAGUGUGUUUCAGCAGCAGCCCUGGGAACUACAAGUUGUGGACUACAAACUG
Molecule: messenger RNA, 1439 nt
Organism: Pelodiscus sinensis (Chinese soft-shelled turtle)
Lineage: Eukaryota; Metazoa; Chordata; Testudines; Trionychidae
Source: RefSeq, a predicted model, not a curated record